This is a messenger RNA of Cimex lectularius (bed bug), 1467 nucleotides long. RefSeq names its product cell cycle checkpoint protein RAD17 (gene Rad17). Gene Ontology annotation, molecular function: chromatin binding. The coding region runs from base 110 to 1411 and encodes 433 amino acids. The transcript has a single exon. The record is from RefSeq and is a predicted model, not a curated record. Lineage: Eukaryota; Metazoa; Arthropoda; Insecta; Hemiptera; Cimicidae. Gene Ontology annotation, biological process: mitotic DNA replication checkpoint signaling; DNA damage checkpoint signaling; DNA repair.
UCAACGUUAUCAUGAACAGCAAUUCUACCUCCUUUGUUUGAAAACAGUUGUGGACCUGUAUCAAACUAUCUACUAUCAAAGUGAAACCAUCAGUCUUAUCCUGUUAAGGAUGAACUGGGUUUCUUCCACUUUUUCGCCUCUAGAUGUUCAACCGACAAAGCGACGCAAACUAGACGGCGAGUGUUUUCCCCGGGCGACAUCGGCAGAAGUAUGGGUCAACACAUGGAAGCCGAAAAAAAAAGAAGACCUUGUUGUACAUAAGAAGAAGGUCGAGGAAGUGCAGUCUUGGCUUGAAUGGACGAAAAGAGGUUUCGGCUCUUCGGCACUGCUCCUUACCGGCCCACCGGGCUGUGGUAAGUUGACAACUCUUAAAGUCCUUUGCUCUUUUUUAGGCAUCAACCUUGUAGAAUGGAUGCCUCAGGUGGCUAAGAAAAGCUAUGACCCCGAGAACUUAGAAUAUAAUCAGGGUGACGUUUCACUCUUUGAAGAGUUUGUACUGAGAGCGACUAGAUAUUCAAAUGUUUUUAACUCACAGUCAUCGAGGAUGAUAGUUGUUAAGGACAUCCCAAACGGUUUCACAAGAGACUGCAGCCGUUUUCAAGAUUUCUUAGAAAACUACACGACUCUAGAUCGAGUCUAUCUUUGCUUCAUAACAACCGAUGUUAAAAUAACAAGGGAGCUGUUCAGCGAAAGCAUUAAGCAGAAAUAUAACAUAAAAACUAUAUCGUUCAACCCUGUUACCCAAAGAUCUGUAAAAACUACCCUGGAGAAGAUAGCAAAAUCAAAGUUUACAGAAUACAUAGAUGGUAUAAGUUUGUCUUGCAAUGGAGAUCUGAGAAAUGCCAUCACUACUUUACAGUUCCUUUCAGUCAAAGGCGAGCUGCCGCAGAAAGGAAAAAAGGGCACGAAGGAAAACGUUAAGAAAACAGAUGUGAUCGACUUGUUCAAAGGGCUGGGUCGGGUGUUGUAUGCGAAACGUGAUGGAAAUGGAAAACUGGCCCACUGUCCCGUCGAAGUCGGUGACUCGUUCACAUCUUCUCCGGAACUUUUCCUCGGGAUGCUUCAACAAAACUAUCUCAACACUUUCUCUUCAAUACACGACGCUGCAAAAGCUUCGCACAAGUUGUCCGUCAGCAAUGUCAUAUUGUCCGACUACAAAGAUACAAACACUUCUAGAUCUCUGGGACUCAUAAUAGCUUCGCACGCUCUCAUGAGCCAUAACAGUAAACCUAUCAAAAAGUUUCAGCAGUUUGAUAAACCAAGAAAAGUAAUCAGCUUAUUACAAGAUUCGACAAUAAAUAAUUUUAAUACCUGUGAUAGUAUAAUUGAUUUAGUGACUUUUGGUAGGCACAUUCCAGCAUUUACUGCUGAUAAUAAAGAACUCAUAUCAAAGUACACUUCAUUUAAAUAAAACUCUUAUUUUUAAUUGUUAAAUUGCAAAAUACAAUAUCUUUUUUAAACUGUUAA